CUUCAAUCACGAGCCAUAACACCCAAAAUGGAAGGCCAAGAUAUUCUCAUCGUCGGCGCCGGCAUCUUUGGGAUCAGCACUGCCUAUCAUCUAGCACUCAGGAACCGUUACAGUCCCAAUUCCGUUCGUAUCACCAUUUUAGACCGCGAGACUGCUCCAUCUUACCCCGCCGCAUCAACAGAUGUCAACAAGAUCAUCCGCGCAGACUACUCGAGCCCUUUGUAUAUGUCUCUGGGAUUUGAAGCUAUUGCAGCAUGGCAGAGUCUGCCAUUUUUUAGGCAUGCGGGUGUUUUUCACCAGACUGGAUGGAUUGCUAUGGAUGACAAGGACAGUGAUGUACCACAACGUGUUCGAAAGAAUUUCCUCGAUACCAGUUCUGAAGGCGUGAUUGUGGAAAUGACCGAAGAAGAGGUAAAAGACUGUUGGGGCGGACUGCUUCAGAGAACGGAUUGCAGUCCAUUCGGGUCCUACUAUUUCAACCCCUCUUCGGGUUGGGCAGAUGCCGGGAGAGCUUUGGCAGUUAUGACUGAAGAAGCUGUGAAACUGAGUGUGAAGUAUGAGAUUGGCGAGGCACGCAGGAUUGUCCGUGGAGAGAAUGGAGCUCAAGCGGUUGAAACCGAUACCGGGGCCCUGUUCAAAGCAGACAAGAUUUUGCUGGCAACAGGAGCUUGGACUAGCCAACUGAUGUCUUCUAUUGAAGAUGAGCUGGACCUGCCUGAGGAAGCGCGGGUGGAGCGCCAGGCCUCUGCGGCUGGGGUUUGCGUUGCGCAUUUUCAGCUCACAGAAGCGGAGAAAGAGGCGUAUUCGAAGUUACCAGUGUUUGUAUACGGUGGUCAAGGCGAAGUGAUUCCACCGACGGAUGCGGGAAUCCUUAAGUUCACUUUUGCGACAUCGGUCAAGAAUAUAAUCCAGACUGCUUCUGGCCAUGAGAUUUCUGUCCCUGUCUUGGACCAAACGAAUGCUCCACCUGGUCUUCAGGAAGACUCAAUAAACCUGAUUAAGCCGCGUUUGCCGCAGGUUCUAGAUGGUGGCCGUAAGCCAGAUUCUUAUCGAAUGUGCUGGGACUCUAUCACCCCAGAUCAGCAGCCGCUGAUCGCUCGACACCCCGAUUCCAGACUGUCAAACCUGUACUUCGCUGUUGGGGGGUCAUUCCAUUGUUAUAAGUUUCUCCCAACGAUUGGACAGUACGUGGCCAACGUGUUGGAUGGGGUUAGCAACGGACCCGAGAAGGACCAAGCGUGGAGGUGGAAGCCAAUCCACGACAGCAAUGGGGGCAUACAUGAAAAGUUGGUUCCAACGAGACUAUUCCAUGACUUUGCAUGA
Messenger RNA from Aspergillus alliaceus, 1323 nucleotides. Its product is annotated as NAD(P)/FAD-dependent oxidoreductase. NCBI's taxonomy places the organism in Eukaryota, Fungi, Ascomycota, Eurotiomycetes, Eurotiales, Aspergillaceae. The transcript has 2 exons. The coding region runs from base 28 to 1323 and encodes 431 amino acids. Gene Ontology annotation, molecular function: saccharopine oxidase activity; sarcosine oxidase activity; flavin adenine dinucleotide binding. The record is from RefSeq and is a predicted model, not a curated record.